AUGAUUGAAAAUAUUUUGAAUAUGGAAGGCAUUGUAGCUCGAGAAGAUGGCGCUAAAGUUCAAGCUAUCAGAGAUAAUAAGCAAGACAUUGCACCUUCCAAAUUGCCCCUGGUCAAAGAAAAGCUAUUACGCAUUCACAGAUACUUGCGACGUGUUAAUGAUGAUGAGAAAAAUAGAGAAUGUCUCCGUAUCAUACCAAGGGUACUUCAGCGUUUGCAAGAGUUUAAUGACAGAAAGGGGGGAACAGGGGGAUCGAGUGGCCCGCAUCAACUUUUCGAGCAAGUAAGAGAUACGCCUGAAGAGGUUGAGGAUGCCACCACCAAUACCCACCACCAAAACGAAGAUCCACAGCUCGAAAUUGUGAAAUUGAUAGCGGAUAAUAAGAAGUUAGAGGCUGCAAACAACGAAUUAAUUUGUGACGUCGACAAGAAUGAGGCUGAGCUUUCAGAACUUAGGGAGGAGGUGGGACGAAUCAGAGAUAAUAAGAGUCAGCUGGAGGAUUUCACCAACAGCCUAGAGGAUUCACGCAACUCCACGGAUAGAGCUCUCAAUAUCUUGACUUCCCUCAAGAAGAAAGACAAGACAUACCGGGAGCGCGUUUUCGCAUUGAAGAAGGAACUGAAGGCAUGCAAAACAGAGAGAGACGAGGCUCUAGUAAACCUGGACCGUCAAACCGAGAGCUUCGAGAAUGAACAUGCGGCUUUGAUUGAUGAUAACACAAAGCUAAAGGGGAGACUAACAAGCUUCAAGAGAAAAUUGGAUGAUGCAAUGGCGGAUGUGGAGGAUGCUACUCCUUAUAAAAAGAGGUAG
Molecule: messenger RNA, 810 nt
Organism: Botrytis fragariae
Lineage: Eukaryota; Fungi; Ascomycota; Leotiomycetes; Helotiales; Sclerotiniaceae
Exons: 1
Coding region: 1-810 (269 amino acids)
Source: RefSeq, a predicted model, not a curated record